This is a messenger RNA of Entelurus aequoreus (snake pipefish), 1262 nucleotides long. RefSeq lists its product as uncharacterized. Bases 384 to 1262 code for a protein of 292 amino acids. The record is from RefSeq and is a predicted model, not a curated record. The transcript has 3 exons. Lineage: Eukaryota; Metazoa; Chordata; Actinopteri; Syngnathiformes; Syngnathidae.
CUGUUCUUUCUGGAGAAGUCUUACAUAAAUAUAUAAAUAUAUAUAUAUUUUUUCACGUCAAAUAUAGCUACAAAUACCUCAGGAUUCGUCUUUUGUAAAGCCCACAAAAACGGAAGUUGAGUUUGGAGCGAUGGAGUGUUAUCUGAAGUGAAGAUUGAAGACGUGAUAGAAGAUGGACGACUACUGCUAUGCUAAGAUGGCGACGUCCGCUAAAAGAGAACAUGAAAGAGAAUCACUAACGGAGAAAAAAGACGAUAACCGAAGAUAAAGUGGAGCGAGUUGAAGUUUCCAACAACGUAAUUUUGGAGACCGUUGUAAACCCCGAAAAGAGCGUGGAUGCGAAAUGAGCCGACUUUGUUGCAGAGUGUAAAGAAAGAGCCGCCAUGAUUGUUAGCUUGAAGAAGGCAGUGGAGUUCACAUCAGAGGAGAUGAAAGAAUGCAAAAGUCAAAUGAAGAAAGUGGAAGUGCAAAACAAGCGCUUGUGGAAAGACAAUAAUGACGUGAAAGAAGAGAUGUUGGGGAAGACUGAGAGAUGUGCAGUGUGUGAAGAGAAGACUGGACCACAUGUCUACAUCAACUUGCAGAGGAUUGGAGACGUCCAGCAGCUGAUUGGUCGUCCAGAAGAACUUCCACCUCAAUCGCAAGGGGGGAGCUCCACUUUGAAACAGGAGACUCCACAGCCACCCCACAUUAAAAAGGAAGAGGAGGAACUCUGGAUCACUCAGGAGGGAGAGUGUCUUCUAGGACGAGAGGAAGCUGAUUACACCAAGUUGCCACUGACUGUUGUCUCUGUGAAGACUGAAGAUGAUGAAGAGAAACCACAACUAGACAACCUCCUAGCUCCACUGUCAGAUAGUGAGGCUGAAGAUGAGGUUGAAGAACCUUUGAGCAGCGAUGCAGACUGUGAAGGUCGUCCAGAAGACCUUUACCAUCAGUACACUUUGAAGCAGGAGACCCCACAGCCACCCCACAUUAAAGAGGAAGAGGAGGAACUCUGGAUCAAUCAGGAGGGAGAUUGUUUUGUAGGACCACAGAAAGCUGAUUACACCAAGUUUCCACUGACUGUUGUCUCUGUGAAGACUGAAUAUAAUGAAGAGAAACCACAACUAGAAAAUCUUUUCACUCCACUAUCAGAUAGUGAGGCUGAAGACGAGGUUGAAGAACCUUUGGGCAGUGAUACAGACUGUGAAGGUGAUGUGAGGACUCACAUGGACAACAAACACUCUGGAUUCUCUAAAAAGAAGAGAGGUAAAAAAAAUUAA